Molecule: messenger RNA, 793 nt
Organism: Bradysia coprophila
Lineage: Eukaryota; Metazoa; Arthropoda; Insecta; Diptera; Sciaridae
Product: apolipoprotein D-like
Biological process (GO): response to reactive oxygen species; lipid metabolic process
Cellular component (GO): cytoplasm
Molecular function (GO): pigment binding
Source: RefSeq, a predicted model, not a curated record
UUUUCGAUACAGUUUUUGGCAGUCCGCUUCUAGCUUUAUAAUUGUUAAUUGUUCCGUUGUUGGAUUACCACAGUGUGAAGUUGUUUAGUACUAAUCAAAAAUGGAAAAGUUUGUGUUUCUAUCAGUGCUACUUGCAUCGCUUUUAAGCGUCAAUGGUCAAGUUGUGUUCCCCCGUCAAUGUCCCAAUAAUCCGAUUAUGGCACCUUUCGUUCCACAACAAUACGCCGGUCGUUGGUACGAAAUUAGUCGCUACAACACUGAAACUCAAACGGAUGGCGAUUGCACUUUGUCGCAGUACACAUUGGUAAAUCCCCAACUUUUCAACGUUCAGUACAAUAUGCUUGUCGGGCCGCAACCGAUACAAAUUAACGGACAAUCAGCUGUGUCCUUUCCCAACGAGGUUCCACUACGUGGUAUGUUAAAUCUAUCAUUUGGCGGUCCACCAACAACAUCAAAUUAUUGGAUUCUCGGCACGGAUUUCGUUAACUAUUCCGUUGUUUGGUUCUGUCAGAAUCUGAAUGUUACACACUCAUCAGAAACUGCUUGGGUUUUGUCCAGACAACGAACCAUUCCACCACCAGCUCAACAAGCCGUAGAUUUUCUUAUCAAUCAGUUCUUGGUUCCAGCUCUAUUGAGGCCGACUGUUCAAGAUUUUGCUAGAUGCGGCAAUUAAAAUUGGAUCUGCGAUUGGUCGUAAGCGUGAAACCAUUGUGAAGAAAAAGAAUAGUUCUGAGAGAAUAAUAAAAAGAUUUGCGUAUGAUCUCUAUACAAUGAAAUAAACUGACCAUCGACC